ACUGAUGUAAAUGACAGCUACAAUACUAAAGGUUUACACUGUUCAGGCCCUUCAUUUAAUUAAAGGCCAAACCGCUUUAUACCUUUAAACUUUAGCCUAUAUGUCAACUAUACGUAAUCAAUAUGUGUUACUUUAUUGUCACUUAUGAAAACCACUGCUUAUGAAAGAUGCCCGUGCAAUUACACACUACACUAGAAUCUCCCACUUUUACUGCUUAAUAACCGCUCUGACUCAAAUAAUCCAGGCUGGCCUCUGGUAUCAUUCGCCUCUGACGCGAGAAGUCCAAAAGGCACAUGUUAUGAAGUUACAGUUAAUGGGUAGGGGAUUUCAUUGAUAAGGCAUACAGUAUUUCAGAGUUGACUGUAAUUACACCAAGUCACUGAGAACCGCAGAUUUUGAAUGGCUUGUCUAACUAGCGUGUCUUUGUUGCUGUUCGGCUCAUUGAAACUGUAAAACAAGCUGGUUUCCAAACUGGUAAUGAACUUCCUUCUGGUAAGCUUACUUCAUGACCCUUAGAGGUUUCUGGUGAUGAUCAUUGUGCACGAAAGAGCAAAGUCUAGAGGGCCAUAAAGAGAUGAGCACAAGGGACACUUCCUUGUUGGUGUCAUACAAGUGAAUUGGAAAACUUGGAUUUGGACAGUUCUCGAAAGCGGCAAGUGUGAAGCGCUAUUCCCAGAUGUCUGUGAUCUAAAGGAGAUUGUCCAAAUGGUGAUGUUUAAAAAGGGAGAUCAUGUCUGGAUUAACACCAGCAAUGGGGUCUCUAUUGGAGCUUGUGUGAAGGUCUCAGAAAAUGGACAGUAUUUUUUGCUUGAUGAUGAUGGCAAGCAACACAAGCUGUCAGAGGGUGAGAAGUCGAAGCUUAGUCUUAUGCACCCCACCUCAGUGGAGGGGGUGGAUGACAUGAUCAGACUCGGGGAUCUCAGUGAAGCCGGCCUGCUCAGGAAUCUACUGAUGCGCCACAAACAGGGCAUCAUCUACACCUAUAUCGGCUCUGUACUGGUGGCAUUGAAUCCCUAUCAGUUGCUGCCUAUCUACACUACGGAUCAGGUCCACUUGUAUCAUGGGCGUAAACUUGGAGAGUUGCCACCUCACAUCUUUGCCAUUGCUGACAAGUGUUACUUUAACAUGCGCCGCAAUCAGCGCAACCAAUGCUGCAUCAUUAGUGGAGAAUCUGGCGCAGGAAAGACAGAGAGCACUAAACUGGUGCUUCAGUUCUUGGCCGCUGUGAGUGGUCAGCAUUCCUGGAUUGAACAGCAGAUCAUACAGGCCAACCCUAUUCUGGAGGCCUUUGGAAACGCCAAAACUGUUCGUAAUGAUAACUCCAGCCGUUUUGGUAAAUAUGUGGAGAUCUUCUUUAAUAAAGAGGGUGCUAUAGAGGGGGCUCAUAUGGAGCAGUACCUGCUGGAGAAGUCUCGUGUCUGUCAUCAGGCACCUCAGGAGAGGAAUUACCACAUUUUUUAUUGCAUGUUAGCUGGAAUGCAACCUGAGAAAAAGAAAAUUCUGUCUCUUGGUGAUGCAUCUGAAUUCAAGUACCUGAAUGAGGGUGAUUGUUUGACAUGUGAUGGUCGGGAUGAUGCUGAUGAGUUCAGACGUAUUUCUGCCGCUUUGAAAAUUCUUGCCUUUUCAGAGAAGGAUUGCUGGGAAAUUUACAAGUUACUUGCUGCCAUUCUCCACAUUGGCAAUAUUGACUUUGAGGGCACUGUACUGAAUAACAUGGACAGCUGUGAUGUCCUAUCAUCUAAUCAUUUUUCUAUCACUGCCACGUUAUUGGAGGUAGAAAAGACUCAUCUUGAAAAGAGUCUUACCCAUCGUUCCUUCAUGACAAACCGAGAGAAAGUCUCAAAACCCCUGAGCUCAGCUCAGGCCUCGGACUCCAGAGAUGCUUUUGCUAAGGCCAUAUAUGGAAAGUUGUUUUUGUGGCUGUUUACCAAAAUGAACGGCACCAUUCACAAACCCCAGACAGGCGAUUCUUUAAACAUAGGCCUGCUGGACAUUUUUGGAUUUGAGAAUUUCAAUAAAAACAGUUUUGAGCAGCUGUGCAUUAACUAUGCCAAUGAGCAGCUACAGCAGUACUUUGUGAGGAACAUCUUUAAACUGGAGCAGGAGGAAUACAGCAAAGAAGAGAUCUCAUGGAAGCGCAUUGGUUUCAAAGACAACCAAAAGACCCUGAACCUGCUGGCCCUUAAACCUCUUAACAUACUGGCACUGGUCGAUGAAGAGAGCCUCUUUCCCAAGGGUACUGAUACCACUAUGUUAAAUAAAAUGAACCAUCAACACAAAGGAAACAAGCUUUAUAUCUCACCCAAGGGCAACCACAACUUGUAUUUUGGGGUUCAUCACUUUGCUGGGGCAGUUUACUAUGACUGCAGAGGGUUUCUUGAGAAGAACAGAGAUGCCCUGAGCAUGGACAACAUGGAUCUAAUACGUAAAUCUUCAAACAAUCUGCUAAAGCAGAUCUUUGGAGCCGAGCAGCAAAUCAAAACCCAGCAAAUUGCCAUGACGCCAAUAAACUCACUACGGAUGGUAAAUGAUUCAAGAAGAGCAAUAACAACCCUGACCGGUCAGUUCCGUCAGUCUCUAGACUCUUUAAUGAAGGCUCUGUCUCUGUGUGAACCCUUCUUCAUCCGUUGCUUCAAACCAAAUGACAAAAAGAUGUCCAUGGAUUUUGAUAGAGAGCUCUGCAUGCAGCAAAUACACUAUUCUGGGAUGGUGGAGACUAUUAAAAUACGCAAAGCCGGAUAUCCCAUCCGGCACACCUUUGAAGAAUUCCUGCAGCGCUACCGCGCAUUGCUGAAAACCGUAGACUGUGACCCGAACACUGAGUCUGCAGCCAAUUGCUGUAAAGCUAUCUGCAAGGCAGUGAUCAAAGAUAAAGAUGAUUGGAGGAUCGGCAAGACCAAGAUCUUUCUGAAGGACAAUCACGACUCUUUCCUAGAACUACAGAGGGAACAAGAGCUUCAAAGAAAGGCACUUAUAAUCCAAAAACUUAUGCUUGCUCAUAAGGACAGAAAGAGUUUUGUAAAGAAGAGGAGGUCAGCUCUGGUUUUGCAGAAGUGCUGGCGUGGCCAUAGAGAUAGAAAAGACUUCAUCAAACUCAAGCAAGGAUUUGCUCGACUGCAGGCGAAAGUGCGCAGUCGGCAACUUCACAUGCAGUACAAGCGCAGACGAGCCGCAGCCAUCAUCCUGCAGUCACAAGCUCGUGGGUACAUCGCCCGCAAAGACCUGAAAAAUAAAAAGAAUGCGGUAAUACUACUGCAGGCACAGACCAGAGGACUGCUGGCCAGAAAAACUCUCAGGAAAAUGAAAACAGAUGCGUUCUUGACAGCGCAGGAACGAGAAGCUCGAGAGCUGGAAGCACUGGAGCUCCAGCAACGUCUCGAGGAGGUACUCAGAAAAAAAGAGGCAGCUGCCAAAUCCGACAGUGAAGGUGAUGAGGAAAUGGUGGAAAACAUCUUUGGCUUCCUGCCCACUGCAAUAGCAGGACAAGAGGGUCAGGCACCUGAAGGUUUUGAAGAUCUUGAGGCAGAGCCAAUAAAGUUAGAGGAGGUGGAAAUCAUAGAGAGCCCUGUGAAAGAGAUGAAGGCAGCCCCGUUACAACCAGACAACAAUAAAGAGGAAGAUGAGAAAAAAGAAGAAAAAGACGAUAAAGAAGAAGAAGAAGAAGAAACUGAUGAGUUCUCUUUCUCUAUAUUUGCAUCAAUGCAUUUCAAAGGAUCUUCGACGCACUCGCAUAUCCAGCAAAGACUGCGACAGCCGCUGCUGUAUCAUGAGGAUGAGGGUGAUGCACUGGCAUGUUUGACAGUUUGGUGGAUAAUCCUGAGAUUUAUGGGUGAUCUUCCAGAGCCGAAGAAAGAACGUGCUUCUGCUGUAGCCGACCCCAUCCAAAGGAACCUCAGUCAGAGACAAGCCCGGCGACUGAGUAACACUGUUGGAUUAGAUCAGAAAUUUUUAAGGAGGAAAUUAAAGGUGCCUAAGGGAACCGGCAGGAGAAAACACUCAGCCAUUCCCGAGGAAGAGCCAGAAGCAGAACCACCACCACCACCUAAAAUGCAGCAAGUUCAGGAAGAUGAGGAGGUGCUGUUUGGAGAAGGACCAACUUUUGAUCGUCCACUGACACCUUUGGAGAAAUUGCACAUUAUUGUGGGAUACGCUAUCGUGCGACAAGAUAUAAGAGAUGAAAUUUACUGUCAGAUCUGUAAACAGUUAACAGAUAAUAAAAGCCAGAAAAGUACGAACAGAGGCUGGGUUCUUCUGUCCAUCUGUCUGGGUAUUUUUCCACCUUCUGAUAUCCUUAGUACGUACCUGCGGAGCUUUAUACGCCGUGGGCCAAGUGAAUACUCCUCAUACUGUGCAGAGAGACUGCGGAGGACUUUAGCCAAUGGAGAAAGAAAUGAACCACCAUGCUGGAUUGAACUACAGGCCGUAGAGACCAAGAACCCCAUGAAGGUGGUUGUGGGUCUCAUGGAUAGCAGGAGCAUCAGUUUGCACGUGGACUCGGCCAGCACCUCUAGAGAGGUGUGCGAUGCUGUGAUCCAAAAAAUAAGCCUGAAGGACACCUAUGGCUUCUCACUGUACGCUGCAAUGAAUGAGAAGAUGUGGUCUCUUGGCAGUGGAGGCCAGCACGUUUUGGAUGCUGUGUCAAUGUGUGAGCAAGAAGAAAAGAGGCAGGGCAGAGAGGAACAGCACGCUCCCUGGCGCCUCUACUUUCGCAAGGAGAUCUUCACUCCUUGGCAUGACUGUUCAUCUGACCCCAUCAGCACAGACCUCAUCUACAGACAGAUAAUUCAUGGACUUAAAAAUGGAGACUAUCUUUCUGAUAAGGAGGACGAUUACGUGCAGCUAGCGGCCAAACAUUACUAUAUACAGCACGGCUCUGAAAACAGUUUGGAAACCGCCCAGAAAAUCGUUCAUGAGUGUAUGAACAUGAGUCUGAUUGAAAACAAGUCCAUGGCCAAACUGGUGCAGUUGGUGCACUCGGCGCACACAAAGGGACCGUACAUAAACUCUACUACAGAUGUCAUUGAUGUAAAGUCAGAGGUUGUUCAAUACGCACGGCAGAAGUGGCCAAUCUAUUUCUCCAAGUUUUUUGAGACUUACAAGGUUGCAGGUCCCCCAUUGCCUCAAGAUGAGUUUGUGGUAGUGGCAAACUGGAAAGGGGUCUCCUUUCAGGUUGGGAAAGAAGCUGCCUUUUUGGAGUUUUCAUACCUUGAGCUGUCAAAAAUUGAAUUGUCGAGUGAGGAUAAGUCUGGUGGGAAUGUGUAUUUGACAACGCUGAGGGGGGAGUAUGAACUUAAAGUUGUGAGGGGAAAUGAGCUGGUGGAGCUGGUCAACAUGUUCCUCUCUGAGCUUAAGAGAAGAUCGCUGUAUGCUGUCGCGGUACAGGACUUUACAAGACAAGAUGACCCCACAAUGCUGAACUUCAAAAAGGCUGAUCUACUGUAUAUGAUCAAGGAUGGAGAGUAUGAAGGAAGCUGGAUUAAAGCCAGGAAUGAGAGGACAGGUCAAACCGGUGCUGUUUCCUUAGAUGCUAUUCAGGUUCUGCCGAUCCUAAAUAAACCCACUGAUGAGAUGCUGAAUUUGCUGAAUUUGAACCCAGGACGGAGAAGGUCAAUGGCGCCGAUCAUGCCACAGAAAGAGGAGCUCAAUACAGACAGAGUCGCCCUCAUCACACUAAAAGAGUUCUCAUUUGAUUACUUCAGGCCAUCAGGUAAGGAAGGAGGCCGUAAGGGAGGACCCAAAGAGAAACUGUGGGCCAUCAGUAAAGAGCCACUCAAACAGCCGCUGCUCAAGAGCCUGCAGGGCAACUCAGAGCUCAGCCACCUUGCUUGUGACUCCUUCACUGCUAUCCUGAAAUAUAUGGGAGAUUAUCCAGUUAAACAUGUGCGAACACCCAUAGAUCUCACAAACCAGAUCUUCGGUCCAGCAACAGAAUAUAAUGAACUGAGAGAUGAGAUCUACUGCCAAAUAAUGAAGCAGAUGACCAAUAACAGCAAUGGACUGAGUACGGAGAGGGGUUGGCAGCUGUUGUGGCUGUGCUGUGGUCUAUUUCCACCAAGCCAGCAUUUGUUGAGGCACGUACAGCGUUUCUUGGAGUCAAGACCCAGAGAGCCACUGGCAUCUGCCUGUUUACAAAGAAUGCAAGCUAUGCUCAGUAUUGAGAGUAGAAAGUUGCCUCCUCACCAGGUGGAAGUGGAUGCCAUUCAAAAUAACAGCCCUCAGAUUUUCCAUAAAGUUCACUUUCCAAAUGAUUCAGCUGAUUUAUUUGAGGUGACCACGACCACGAGGAUCAAAGACUUGUGUCGGCAAAUAGCCAAAGACCUCCGCCUUUCCUCGCCAGAUGGAUACAGUCUCUUUGUGAAAACCUCUAAUAAGGUAGAAAGCAUGAACUCUGAGGAGUACUUUUUUGAUAACCUCAGGCAACUAACAGACGUUGUUAAAAAAGGAAAGAAGAACAAAGAAACUGCUCCCACUAUCGUCCCUUAUCUGGUGCUCUUCAUGCGGAAGCUGUGGUUUAAUGUGAUCCCAGGAAAAGACCUAACAGCUGACCUAACCUUCCACUUUCCCCAGGAAGUGCCAAAGUAUUUGCGGGGGUUCCACAGUGUCUCUAAAGAGGACAUGAUCAGCCUUGGAGGGCUGCUGUUUCGUACUCGGGUAGACACGGAUAAGUCUCAGUUUAUCAUGAUCCCUAGAAUGCUAAAGGAUCUGAUACCAGCUGAUCAACAGAAGAUCAUGUCUGCUGAUGAUUGGAAAAAGCACAUCAUCAAUGCAUACAACAAGCAGGCGGGUAUAACAGUAGAUGAAGCCAAAGUUCAGUUCUUGAAGGUGAUCUCACAGUGGCCUACCUUUGGAUGUGCUUUCUUUGAAGUGAAGCAAACGUCAGAGAAGAGUUAUCCAAAUGUUAUCAUUAUAUCAAUUAGCAAGCAAGGAGUCAGCUUCAUCGACCCUAGGACAAAGGAGUUGCUUACAAUGCUUCCAUUCAGUAAGAUUGCUUCCUGGUCUAGUGGAAAAACUUACUUUCACAUGACCAUUGGCAACCUGGUGCAAGGCAACACUCUACUCUGUGAGACCUCAAUGGGUUAUAAAAUAAGUGAUCUCCUGUCAUCAUACAAGGACAUGUAUCUGAAUGAGAGGGUAAUGGUGCGUCCCAGAAAUCAGAUGUUUUCUUAAAUGUGAAUGGAUGUAGGUCUGCUGGAGAUGUGUGGCAUGAUCAUGUUUUAACUUUAUGAGAAGCAUUAUUUCUUUUGGUGUGGUCAAUAGUUUAAACUUGGUAUUGUAUUAAAUUAACAAUUAAACUGUUUUCCCAUAACAUGUGUCAUAAUAAUCACUAGCAGAGUUUCGGUGAAUCAGUUGUUGUAAUCAUCUCAUCUUUGUUGUUUUUGUUUGUGUAUCUGACAUUUAAAAUAAUUUUAUAUGCAUGCAUAUUUAUUUAUUUUUUAAUUUUCUUUAUGCUCAUCCCCUUGCAUUGCAAUGUUACACUAGGUGGCAGUGUUUUUACAGUUUGAUUCAAAAUGUAAGGUACACUUUAAAAAUGACUCAUUCUAAUGUAAUUUUCAAUAAAUGAUUAAUAAUUUGA
Molecule: messenger RNA, 7573 nt
Organism: Misgurnus anguillicaudatus (oriental weatherfish)
Lineage: Eukaryota; Metazoa; Chordata; Actinopteri; Cypriniformes; Cobitidae
Source: RefSeq, a predicted model, not a curated record